This is a messenger RNA of Teleopsis dalmanni, 510 nucleotides long. RefSeq lists its product as uncharacterized. The transcript has a single exon. The coding region runs from base 1 to 510 and encodes 169 amino acids. The record is from RefSeq and is a predicted model, not a curated record. NCBI's taxonomy places the organism in Eukaryota, Metazoa, Arthropoda, Insecta, Diptera, Diopsidae.
AUGUCUUUGCCAACGAGCAACGAAGCCGCAGCGGUGCAACGAGAGAACGAAUUACGGGAAGGUAAUCUGAAUCGUGUGUCCGUCAAGGUACCGCCAUUUUGGCACGAAAGACCAGAAAUUUGGUUCGCGCAAAUUGAGGCGCAGUUUGCAGUCGCCGAUAUAACUAAUGACGCUACGAAAUUCAACAUUGUCGUUGCAGCGAUCGAGUCCAGCGUUGUUGCUGAUGUAGCCGAUGCCGUUUUACAUCCUCCGGCAACUGGUAAAUACAGUAAUUUUAAGAACCAGAUUUUAGAGCGGUUUGGUGAAAGUGAACAACGCAAGAUUCAGAGGCUCCUUUCUGAGGUCGAAUUAGGAGAUCGUCGACCAUCGCAGUUAUUAAAUGAGCUGACAGCGCUAGCGAAGGAUAAAGUCAGUAGCGAAUUCCUGAAGUCACUUUGGCUCCAGCGUCUGCCUCCGCAGGUACGUGCCAUUUUGCAGACAUCAAAUGUUGACCUGGUAGAAUUGGCUUAA